This is a messenger RNA of Misgurnus anguillicaudatus (oriental weatherfish), 4552 nucleotides long. RefSeq names its product exportin 1 (CRM1 homolog, yeast) a (gene xpo1a). Gene Ontology annotation, molecular function: nuclear export signal receptor activity; small GTPase binding. Gene Ontology annotation, biological process: ribosomal small subunit export from nucleus; protein export from nucleus; ribosomal large subunit export from nucleus. The record is from RefSeq and is a predicted model, not a curated record. Gene Ontology annotation, cellular component: nucleus; cytoplasm. Lineage: Eukaryota; Metazoa; Chordata; Actinopteri; Cypriniformes; Cobitidae.
UCAACCAGUCUUGCGUGUGAUGCAUAAGACUGGAGAAGAGCUGGGUCACAGACCUCGCGCAGAUAUCUGCUUUAUAAACAUCGUUUUUCUGUACUAGACAAACGAUUAACUACCAAUAAACUAACGAUUGUUUUUUCAAGCUGCUCUUGUGACACGGAAUGAGCAGAUAAAGCGAGUUUGUGGACGAGAUAGAUGAACCAGCACGGGCUGCUGACUGAAAAAGGACUCGGAUUGAAUUGCUGAAGAAAAUCAUUAAAAUAACGACACAAAUACUUCAUUUGAGGGUGUUUCAUACAUUCUGUGUUCUGCUCUGUAUAGUGUGCGCUAAGUAGUGUGCUAGCACGUUAGUUAGCCUUUGAAGUGAACUUGCUGGAUGCUCGCGUUGACUUGUUUUACACACUGCUGCCGCGGGAAAUGAGAUAAAACAUACUUUGUUCUCGGUGCUUAUUUCUGUUUUGAUGCGCAUUUUCCCGUUGCCUGACUCUCCUAAUCCAAGUUUGUAUUGGUUUCAUUUCGGCGAAGUAAGGAGCAUUGGUUAAACAGCUCUAUGCCGGCAGAUAUGACCAUGUUGGCGGAUCACACAGCACGACAGCUGCUAGAUUUCAGUCAGAAGUUAGACAUCAACCUGCUGGACAAUGUCGUCAACUCCAUGUACUAUGAUGUCGGAUCUCAGCAAAGACUGGCACAAGAAGUCCUCACCAACCUGAAAGAUCACCCAGAUGCCUGGACCAGAGUUGACACCAUAUUGGAGUUCUCCCAGAACAUGAAAACCAAGUACUACGCUCUUCAGAUACUGGAGACUGUGAUCAAAACACGCUGGAAAAUUCUUCCACGUAAUCAAUGUGAAGGAAUCAAAAAGUAUGUUGUGGGGCUUAUCAUUAAGACUUCUUCUGAUUCAAACAGCGUAGAGAAGGAGGGAGUUUACAUAGCAAAGCUGAACAUGAUCCUGGUGCAGAUUCUGAAGCAGGAAUGGCCGAAGCACUGGCCCACGUUCAUUAGUGACAUUGUGGGUGCGAGUCGUACCAGUGAGAGUCUCUGUCAAAACAACAUGAUCAUCCUGAAGCUUCUCAGCGAGGAGGUCUUUGACUUUUCCAGUGGACAGAUGACUCAGGUCAAAGCCAAACACCUGAAGGACAGUAUGUGCAAUGAGUUUUCACAAAUAUUUCAGCUCUGCCAGUUUGUGAUGGAGAAUUCCCAGAAUGCUCCUCUGGUUCACGCCACGUUGGAGACUCUUCUUCGUUUCCUAAACUGGAUUCCACUGGGCUACAUUUUUGAGACCAAACUCAUCAGCACACUAGUGUACAAGUUUCUGAACGUUCCGAUGUUCAGGAACGUGACUCUGAAGUGUCUGACGGAGAUUGCGGGGGUCAGCGUCAGUCAGUAUGAGGAGCAGUUUGUCAGCCUGUUUACCCUUACCAUGGUGCAGCUCAAACAGAUGCUGCCACUCAACACAAAUAUUCGCCUGGCAUAUGCGAAUGGAAAAGACGAUGAGCAAAACUUCAUCCAGAACCUCAGUCUGUUUCUCUGCACCUUCCUCAAAGAGCACGGACAACUGAUAGAGAAGAGGCUAAACCUCAGAGAAAACCUCAUGGAGGCACUGCAUUACAUGUUAAUGGUGUCAGAAGUGGAAGAGACCGAGAUCUUCAAGAUCUGUCUGGAGUAUUGGAACCACCUGGCUGCUGAGCUCUACAGGGAGAGCCCCUUCUCCACGUCAACCUCGCCGCUCCUCUCCACCAGCCAGCACUUCGACGUGCCGCCCCGCAGACACCUGUACCUUCCGGUGCUCUCCAAGGUACGUCUGCUGAUGGUGAGUCGCAUGGCCAAACCAGAGGAGGUUCUAGUGGUGGAGAAUGACCAGGGCGAGGUGGUGAGAGAGUUCAUGAAAGACACAGACUCCAUCAACCUCUACAAGAACAUGAGGGAGACUUUGGUCUAUUUGACUCAUCUGGAUUAUGCUGAUACAGAGAGGAUAAUGACAGAGAAGCUUCAUAAUCAGGUGAAUGGUACCGAGUGGUCAUGGAGGAACCUGAACAUGCUGUGCUGGGCCAUUGGCUCCAUCAGUGGUGCCAUGCAUGAGGAGGAUGAGAAGAGAUUCCUCGUCACAGUCAUUAAGGAUCUGCUGGGUUUGUGUGAACAAAAAAGGGGGAAAGACAACAAGGCCAUUAUCGCAUCCAACAUCAUGUACAUUGUUGGCCAGUACCCACGAUUCCUCAGGGCCCACUGGAAGUUCCUCAAGACCGUUGUUAACAAGCUCUUUGAGUUCAUGCAUGAGACCCAUGACGGUGUGCAGGACAUGGCGUGUGACACGUUCAUCAAGAUCGCCCAGAAAUGCAGGAGGCAUUUUGUGCAGGUGCAGGUGGGCGAGGUGAUGCCCUUCAUCGAUGAGAUCCUCAACAACAUCAACACCAUCAUCUGUGACCUGCAGCCGCAGCAGGUACACACGUUUUACGAGGCCGUGGGCUACAUGAUCGGAGCGCAGACGGACCAGACCGUGCAGGAGCACCUGAUAGAGAAAUACAUGCUCCUUCCCAACCAGGUGUGGGACAGCAUCAUUCAACAGGCCACUAAGAAUGUGGACAUCCUGAAGGAUGCCGAAACCGUGCGUCAGCUGGGCAGCAUCCUGAAGACCAACGUGAGAGCGUGUAAGGCUGUGGGCCACCCGUUUGUCCUGCAGCUGGGCCGCAUUUAUCUGGACAUGCUGAAUGUGUACAAGUGCCUGAGCGAGAAUAUAUCAUCUGCCGUCCAGACCAACGGUGAGAUGGUGACCAAGCAGCCUCUGAUCAGGAGCAUGCGAACGGUGAAGAGAGAAACCCUGAAGCUUAUUUCUGGAUGGGUCAGCCGUUCCAAUGACCCUCAAAUGGUCGGAGAGAACUUUGUUCCACCUUUGCUGGAGGCAGUUCUCAUUGACUACCAAAGAAAUGUUCCUGCUGCACGGGAACCAGAGGUACUCAGCACCAUGGCAACCAUCGUCAAUAAGCUCGGAAGUCAUAUAACAGCCGAGAUUCCCAAAAUCUUCGAUGCUGUGUUUGAAUGCACCCUCGACAUGAUCAACAAGAACUUUGAGGAGUAUCCUGAGCACAGGACGCAUUUCUUCUACCUACUCCAGGCCGUCACCUCUCAGUGUUUCCCAGCUUACCUGUCCAUCCCACCUGCACAGUUCAAACUCGUGCUGGACUCCAUCAUCUGGGCCUUCAAACACACCAUGAGGAAUGUUGCCGACACAGGUCUUCAGAUCCUGUUCACCAUGCUGCAGAAUAUCGCGCAGGAAGAGACGGCCGCCCAAAGCUUUUAUCAGACGUACUUCUGCGACAUCCUGCAGCACAUCUUCUCUGUUGUCACGGAUACAUCUCACACGGCCGGUUUGACCAUGCAUGCAUCCAUCCUCGCCUACAUGUUCAACCUGGUGGAGGAGGGUAAAAUCAGCGUAGCGCUGAACACCAGCACCACCGUCAACAAUCAAGUCUACGUGCAGGAGUUCGUGGCCAACCUGCUCAAGACGGCCUUCCCGCAUCUACAAGACGCCCAGGUAAAGGUGUUUGUCACGGGUCUCUUCAGCUUGAAUCAGGACAUUCCUGCGUUUAAAGAGCACCUCAGGGACUUCCUGGUGCAGAUCAAGGAAUUUGCGGGCGAGGACUCCACAGAUUUGUUUUUGGAGGAAAGAGAAACUGCUCUGCGUCAGGCUCAGGAAGAGAAGCACAAACUCCAGAUGUCCGUUCCUGGAAUCCUCAAUCCCCACGAGCUCCCGGAGGAGAUGUGCGAAUAAGCACCUGUACAGUUUAAUGCUCUUGAAGGAAAUUUGUGUGCGCGCGUGUGUAUAGAGGUUCAAUGAGGGAAACAAAAAAGAUGAAUCCAAAUGGUGGAUGUUUGUCGACCAAAUCAAUGCCAAUGUGUGAAAGAACAAUGUCAUUCGUUCCAUUCAUUCCCCAUUUUUGGGUUUUAUAUAGAAGAAACAGUUACGGUGUAUCUCUUGUAUAUCAACUCGCUGAAAAUCAUUCAUCUCUGUUUCUGUUUGGUAUUUUGCUUUUCUGUUAACAGCUCAUGACGAAUCAAACAUUUUAAUGCCCUUGACCUUUUCAUCUAUUUGUGAAUAUGUAAUAUACGGUAAGACAGGCCAAUGAAUACAGACCAUUGCUGCACAGGAGGAGAGCGUUUCUGGGAUAGGGCCUUGUUGAGCUGUGCGGCAGCAUGGCUCGUAUGUACUACAGCAAAUGAAUGUGAUGGUUUCGGAUGAGUAGCUGUAAUGCUCUUCUGUUCUUUCUGGGGGAAUUUGUAGUACGUAAUUUUUUUUCGGUUGCAGUAUUUGUGAAAGAGCAAAGUUCAUGCUAUAUAGAGUAUUUUUUUGCAUAACAAUGGAAGGGUCUGUUCAUAUCCUAUUUGUAAAGCUGUGUAUUAGUACUAUGGAAACAAAGUUGGUUAUUUUUACAAAGCGUUUGUUUGUUUGUUUGUUUUUUUUAAUCAUAUAGGACUCAUUUAACUUAAGAACCUUGUCAAUUGUGCACAUUCUAAGGACUGUAUAUUUCUGUAAAUAUACAAUUGAACCUUUUUGCAUUAA